Aspergillus vadensis CBS 113365 is the source of this 150-nucleotide messenger RNA. RefSeq lists its product as uncharacterized. Lineage: Eukaryota; Fungi; Ascomycota; Eurotiomycetes; Eurotiales; Aspergillaceae. The record is from RefSeq and is a predicted model, not a curated record. The annotation marks the transcript as partial. The transcript has a single exon.
UUUGUGCCGUCGCGCUCCCACCCUUCUGCUCCUGACAAGCCUCCUUUCGAAACCGCGAUUGGACUAAUGACUGCCCCAAUCGAUCAUCUGGCUGACCUGUUCCGAAAGUGGCCACAUACUUCUGGCCUGCCGAAUCCGUGCACUAAAUAA